GUAAAAUAGCGACGUGAUCAGCUGAUCGAGGGAAAGGCUUGGUAGGAUGAGGAAUGUUUAUCUUUUCCUCGUUUAUGUCUUCUUUAUCGUCUUAUCUCACUUUCUCGCUCCUUCCAGAAGUGAAACAUGUGAAAAGGGAGAUAGUAGAAGUCAAAGGUACUUACUCUAUGACGUGAAUCCUGGAGAGGGAUUUAACCUGCGCAGAGAUGUUUAUGUUCGCAUUGCAAACUUAGCGCGCAGGCUGAGUGAGAUGGACAAUUGGAUUUUGGUGCUGCCCCCAUGGGGAAGGCUGUACCACUGGAAGAACACACGAGGAGAGUAUUUUCCGUGGCGCAGUUUCUUUGACAUAAAAAGCCUCAGCAAAUGGACUCCUGUCAUUGAAUUUGAGGAUUAUUUGAAAGAAAAUGAUGGUUCAUGGCAUGGGACAGCUUGGGGAACAAACAUCAAAGUUGGGAAAUUUUCCUGUCUGUCUAUUCAAGGUGAAGCUUCAACGCUCAUACCACUUAUCACACAGAAGGAUGAAAUACGGACUAUCCUAAUAACAAGGGCAGAGACAGUCUUGCAUGAUGAAUAUGGCGGAAAAAGAUAUUGGGCUGCAAGGAGGAGCAUGCGGUUUGCCAACCACUUGAUGUCAGAAGCUGCUAGGUUCAGAGCUGAAUACCUCCAUUCCGAUGACAUCAAUGAUAAGACAGUGGUGACUGAUGACUGGAGAGACUUUAAGCCCAAGCAUGGAGCAGCACUCGGAGGUCCAUACCUUUCAGUCCACCUGCGCAGACGGGACUUUAUAUAUGCAAGAGGAGAUGAAAUCCCUAGCCUCAAAAAAGCAGCACAGCAGAUGAAAGCAUUACUGAAAGCACAGGAACUACAGGAUGUUUAUAUUGCAACAGAUGCUCCGCUUGAAGAGUAUGUCGAGCUGGAAGACCUCAUGAAACCGUAUAAAGUACACCGAUACAAGCCCAGUCCAGAGUUCUUUGAUCAGUGGGGUGACGGUGGCAUAGCGAUCAUUGACCAGAUCAUUUGUGCUCAUGCAAGGUAUUUCACUGGAUCAUAUGAAUCUACGUUCUCCUUCCGCAUACAGGAGGAGCGAGAGAUCAUGGGCUUCCCAGUGGAAACAACAUUCAAUCGAUUAUGCGGAAAGAAGGCAAAGUGUGAGCAGCCAGCAAAGUGGAAGAUUGUAUUCUAAAUAUUUUUAUAUUAUCAACAAUUUUAUGCAUACAGAUCAUAGUUGUCUUGUGGUUGUAUGAACCUUACAUUCUAAACAUUUGCCAAAGAAAUUACUGUAUUUGCCAUAUUCUCAAGAAGUCUCACAAAAAUUUCCGUUCAUGUUUAGUGUAAUUCAAACAAUCAGUGUGCCUGUGUGAAUUGAAAAAAGACAUUAUAGGACCACUUAUAAACUCAGGUUUUAAACCAGAUACAUACUAUAUGAAAGGAUUAAUAAUUCUUUUAACUGAUCCGAAGAAAACAUAAGAACUCUUUCAGUUUAGGAGAGGAGUGUCAAAAGCCAUUUAGAUAUGGAUGAUGUUUGUAAGUGAAAUUUGAUACAGUAUAAAUGUUGAAUUCUGACAAAAUACUCAGUUAGCUAUUAUACACAAGUAAAUGGAAAAUAUGUAUUCAUAAAGGAUAUUACAAAAGGCUGAGCAUCCUUAUUCUGAAAAUAUGAAAUGCAAAAUGCUUCAUACUUCAAAACUUUUUGAGGUAAAGUUGUCACAAUUCUCCAUAUCUUGUAUAGUUGCAAAAUUUCAUAAAAAUUAUCCCACCUUUCUCCUUAAAAUUUCAGUGAUAUUCAGUACUUAAUUGACAGUUUUGUUGUUACUUGUCCUGGUGUCAGACCUCACAAAAAUUCUUAAUAUUGUAUUUUGAUUGUGUAUGUUACUGACUUACUCUUGAAAAUACUCCAAUAUCACAAAAUACAUAUUCUUGUAUGGUAAGUAUGCCAAGUUGAUAUUCUAUGUGAAAGGUAUUUCUAUCCACUUUAGAUUUGUAUAGACGUUAAACAAGUACUUGACAAUCAUGUGCAUUUUUUCUUCUAAAGAUAUCUUAUUUUUUACUUAUAUAUAUAUAUUAUGUGUUUUUUUCAUUUAUUUUUUACAUCCUCUCAAUGAGAUUACAAGUCACAUUAUUUUGUAUUACAAGAGUGCAAGAAAGAAAAAAAUAUUAGUGUUAGUAUGUUGCCAGGAAUGAGAUGCAAUGUUAUCUACAAACUAUUUUCAUCAGUAGCAACUGACAAUAAAAGGUUUGUUACACUGGUAGCCUACUGAUGAUUAUAUUUUGCUGGUUAUCAUGUUAUUUAAUUUCUAGUGUGCCAUAUAGUGUCAGCAUGUUUAAAGUUGGAGAGGUUAGCAUUAGACAUUCUUUUGUGAUUGCCUCUGUAUAUUUAUAUAAUAAAGUUAUUUUAUCAGCCAA
Penaeus vannamei (Pacific white shrimp) is the source of this 2403-nucleotide messenger RNA. NCBI's taxonomy places the organism in Eukaryota, Metazoa, Arthropoda, Malacostraca, Decapoda, Penaeidae. The record is from RefSeq and is a predicted model, not a curated record.